Messenger RNA from Saprolegnia diclina VS20, 1696 nucleotides. RefSeq names its product AGC/RSK protein kinase. The record is from RefSeq and is a predicted model, not a curated record. The coding region runs from base 8 to 1654 and encodes 548 amino acids. Gene Ontology annotation, molecular function: ATP binding; protein serine/threonine kinase activity. NCBI's taxonomy places the organism in Eukaryota, Oomycota, Saprolegniomycetes, Saprolegniales, Saprolegniaceae. The transcript has 3 exons. Gene Ontology annotation, biological process: protein phosphorylation.
CUCAAAGAUGCUAGGCUUCGACUCGAUCAUCGUCACGGUGCACAGCGUGGCCUUGACAAGCCGCGCGCCCGUGCACAAGAGCUACGUGCGCGUCACCUGCGGCGGCAAGUCCCCGCGUACGACACACGAGUCAGCUCCAGAGUGGAACCAAGCGUUCCAGUUCAUCGCUCCAAGCGGGUGCCUUGAGCUUACCGUCAAGACGAAGGUGUCUUCGCGCUUCAAGCUCCAGCCGUACACGACGCACGCAGUGGCUGCCCUUCCGAUGACGGUGCUCGGUAAAGAGAUGGACCGCGUUGCAGUGCCCCUUGAGAACGGGCGCGGGACGAUCACCAUCUCGACCGAGUGGUGCUACGUCAUGGAGCGCUGCCGGCACCACCGGCUCCACCUCUGUUGGUCCAAGUGCUUUGGCUGCCGACGCUCGGUCUGCUAUCGCUGCUCCGUGAAAGAGGCAAAAGGGCGGCAGUGCUUCAACUGCACGAGCGAGCGCACGCGCAUUGCGGCCGAGCACUCGGUGCCGCCACGUCGAUCGCUGGCCAAGCACCCCAACGAGCCAAAGCCAACCAAGGACAGCGAGUUGCGAUGUGCGGACGCGCCAAAGCCGGUGACGCGCAGUGCGACGCAGCCGACAGUGUCCGCGACCGUCUCCGAGGCCAACGCCGCGCGUAGCCAUCUCAAGACGUCGUCGUCACCUCGCCGCGGCUCGCGGGUCGUUGGACUGAGCGACUUUCGACUACUGGGUCGGCUCGGAAAAGGCGGCCACGGGGACGUAUUGCUGGUCGAGAAGAUAUCGGGUGAGGACGCCGGCACGCGGUAUGCGAUGAAGGUCCAGACCAAGCACAUGAAGAUGCUCAAGUACCUCGCGCUGGAGCGGGAUCUCUUUGCGACGCUCGCGCACCCGCACACCGUCCCCCUUGUGUAUGCGUUCCAGUCGACGACCAAGACGUUCCUGGUUCUGCCUGUCUACGCCGGCGGCGACCUGCACAGUGCGCUGCACUACGGCGUCUUUGACGAGGACGAAGCGCGGUUCUACCUCGCGCAGCUCUACCUCGCGGUCGAGCACAUGCACGAGAGAGGCUUCCUCCACCUCGACCUCAAGCCCGGGAACGUCCUCCUCGACAACGACGGACACAUUGCGCUCACCGACUUUGGCAUGGCCGCGGUGUACAACGGCACGCCGCUUCAAGGCACGUGUGGGACGCUGGUCUACAUGGCGCCAGAGAUUGCCGGUGGCCGCCCGUUCGGUCCUGCCGCCGACUGGUGGUCGUUCGGCACGGUGGCCUACGCACUCUUGACGGGCCAGCGCCUCUUCCGCGAGCGCAACCCCAAGGUCAUCGUCGAGCGCGUGCUGCAUGGCGCCAUCGAGAUCCCAACCGACCUCUCAGCGACGGCCACGUCCUUCUUGCGCCAGCUGCUCGACCGCGACGUCACGACGCGCCUGCAAGGGCGGAUGGUGCGAGCUCACCCGUUCUUUGACGCGAUUGAUUGGGACAAGCUCGUGGCGAAGGAGCUUCCGGCGCCGCUCAUGAUCUCGACCUUGCCGAUGCACGCCGCCACGGAUCCCCUCGAGCUCGCCUCACUCGAGCGCUGCGUUGGCGAAGACAGCAGCGGUCUGCCCGUGCAUGUCCGAGGCUUUGCGUACGGCGACACGUUGUAGACGUUCGUCGUCGUUGGUGAAUGGAUUGUUUUGGUUUGCAUA